Trichomonas vaginalis G3 is the source of this 805-nucleotide messenger RNA. RefSeq names its product protein of unknown function, DUF4106 family. Lineage: Eukaryota; Parabasalia; Trichomonadida; Trichomonadidae. The record is from RefSeq and is a predicted model, not a curated record. The annotation marks the transcript as partial. The transcript has a single exon.
AUGGGAUAUAAGAUAUAUUCUAACUCUGACUUAGUUCAAACAGUAACAUGGGCAAACUAUGAAUGGUUCGCUUUGAGAAACUCAGUACAACCACAAGCUAGAGAACAAACAGACCAGUAUGCCACCAUUGAGAAAAUAAGAAGACUUGACCCUAACGUUCCAGGAGUUUAUGUUGACCUUUCUGGACAAACUGCAGCAGCAGUAACCAAAGUAAAACUGAAACUUAGAGUUCCUUUGUCAUCUUUCCUCAUCUUCAGGUUUUUAAGAUACUUGCCAAACUGGGCAGGAAAAAUUUCUAUCGAACUUACUCCAAGCAAAAAUAACUUAGUCAUUGCACCAACACAAGACCCAUUCACUCUUACAGAAGUAGUGGGAACAAAUAAAAUGUCAUUCGCCGACUUUUGCAAAAACAAAGUUGACUUAGACUUUGGUUUCUCAAACCUCAACACUGAAGUAAACUAUUAUUUCAAUGCUGCUGGAGAUGCUUGGGACCCAGUUAAGUUCACAUGCGAAAAGUUUGAAUGCAAGAGAAUAGAAAGCAGACUUGCAGUCUAUAUGUUGGACCCAGAUAUUUCAAAUGCUUUAGCUGCCAAAUAUAUUGCAGUUCCACUUAUGUUCCCUAUACACCAAAUAUCUGUCAAAGACUUUGCAGGUGAAGUUGGAAACCAAAGUGCUGACCCAGGUGCAAGAACAGAUAUUGCUUUAACAACUGCAAUGAAACAUGCAGAUACUAUGUUUGUACUGUUCAGACGAACUAUAAAUGACUAUUCUUGCUUCUACAACCCUGGUAUUAAAUACCAUAUAA